Pneumocystis murina B123 is the source of this 1764-nucleotide messenger RNA. RefSeq lists its product as hypothetical. Gene Ontology annotation, biological process: vesicle-mediated transport. Gene Ontology annotation, molecular function: small GTPase binding; guanyl-nucleotide exchange factor activity; ubiquitin binding. The record is from RefSeq and is a predicted model, not a curated record. The coding region runs from base 49 to 1764 and encodes 571 amino acids. Gene Ontology annotation, cellular component: cytosol; endocytic vesicle. Lineage: Eukaryota; Fungi; Ascomycota; Pneumocystomycetes; Pneumocystales; Pneumocystaceae. The transcript is spliced from 8 exons.
UGAUAAAAUUUCCUAAAAAUUUUGAUAUAAAAAAAUGACACUAAAGCUAUGAAAGAUUCUGAAAGAACAUUAAACGACGAAAAAAGGAACAAUGAACUGAUUGUCAAAGAGAAGGAGCAUUGUGAAGAAUAUUUUGAUGAGUUUAAUUUAUCUAAAUAUCAAAGGUGUUUGGAAAGAAAACCUUCUAUUCAAACAGAAAAAACACAUAUUCUUGGAACCUUCUCGUCAUUAAUGGAUGAAAAAUGUAUGGAAGUAACAUACAGUGAUUUUUUGGAUAAAAAAAGUAUAGAUAUGAGUAUUAUAUCAGAAACAAAUCUCUUUCAGCGAAUUACAUUAGAUUACCCAAAAAGUACUUCAGAAGAUUCAGAAAAAGAGAAGAAUAUGGAUUCUGUAUUUUCAAAUAAUAGAAGGAAUAAUAUGUUUUAUAAAAAGGAUUUGGAAAAAGAUAUUAAAGAAAAUCAUUUUGAAAAUGUAUUGACAUUUAAAUUGGAAUCAAAAUUGCUUCGGAAUCUUGAUUUUCGAAAAUUUGUUAACCAGCUUAGAUGUAAAUCUGCUAUUUCUAUAGCAAAAUAUAUGAAAAGUUUUAUUUAUGAGUUUCUACAAAAACCAUGGACGAUUAAGGAAAAGGUUAAAAUUAUCCAUGAUUUUCUAAGGUUUAUAUAUCUAAAGAUGCAACUUGUUGAACCUUGGAUAAAUACAUCAGAAAUUGAAUUUGAUAAUGCAAAAGAAGGAAUGGAAAAGUUAAUAACAAUAAGAUUAUAUGAACAAAUAUUUUCUCCGGCUAUAUCUUAUUUACUUGAUGAUGAUAUUAGUGGACAUAGCGAUGAUUUAGAAAGAGAUAGAAUUAUACAAGAAAAAAUCAGUAUGUUUAAUUGGAUUAGAGAGGAACAUAUAGAAAUUCCUUACACGAAUUUAAAUAAAAAAUUUCUAGAAUUAGCAGGACAAGAACUUUUAAAAAUUAACGCUUAUCGUUCUCCAAGAGAUAAAAUUUUUUGUAUUUUAAAUUGUUCUAAGGUUAUUUUUGGUUUACUGAGAUAUGCAAAAAUUGAGGAAUCAGCGGAUAAAUUUAUUCCUACUUUAAUUUUAAUAAUACUUAAGACUAAUCCUGAACAUUUGAUAUCAAAUAUCCAAUAUAUAUCUCGAUUUAGAAAUCCAGAUAAACUUUCUGGGGAAUCAGAAUAUUACUUUUCUAGUUUAAUAGCUGCUGUUGCUUUUAUCGAAAACUUGAACAAAUCGUCAUUAACAAUUUCUAAUGAAGAAUUUGAGAAGAAUUUAGAGCAUUCUAUUAUUAGAAUUUCUCAGCAAAAAAAUAAGGAUGACAGAAUUAAAAAUGCUCAAUCAAUGACUUUUGCUUUAUUAGAGCCUGCAAAAGAAUAUAUUGCAUCUAAAUCAUCUGAUGUAUUUCGCAAUAUUCAAAAACCCCUUUUAUCUUUGGGAAAAAUAUUUAUGGAUCAAAAUACAGAAAAAUCAUAUCAACCUAUUAUUAAACAAUUAUCAUCUAAUCAAAUACCUCAGAAUAUUAUAUCUACGACUAAUUUAGAUGAAAAAAGGUUAAUGUUAUCGAAAAUAAAUACUCAAUUUCCAAUGUCUGAAAUUGCUACUGUUCAGGAAACACAAGUUGAAAUAGAAUCUGAAAUGCUUAAUUUUCUUAGUCAAAUGUUUCCAUCUGUAGAUCUUGAUGUUAUUGGAAUAAUUAUCGAUUCUGAGAAUGGAAAAAUUAAUCCUACAAUUGAUGUUCUAUUGACAAUAUCAUCGAAUAUUUAA